GUUCGCAAUGGCGAGGGCCAAGUGCAGGAUGGCGGCGACGAUGAUCGCUUGCUUGAUGGCCAUGGUGAUGUCAGAAGGGAAGGUGCCGGUACCAGCGAGCAGAAGGACGGCAGUAGACUCGAGCAUGCUGAGCAAGACAAGAGGCCUCUUGUACGUUAGCCCGAUCCACAUGUCAUGGUCCCUUCCAAGCUCCUCCUCGUCUCGUUCUCCUCCUGCAGCUCGGGAUCGCCCGAUUGCACAGAGGAUCCCAGGGGUAACGGACCAAGGGAAGAAGCUGCGAGGGCUCCCAAGGGCUAGCAGGCGGUACUCGCUGACUGCUCUCAAGACCUCAGCUCAGGCAUCGCAAUGGCGGGAGGUGCAGGAUCCGGCUUCGGGCUCUAUGUACUAUUGGAACGUGGAGACUGGGGAGACUACCUGGGAUGUUCCAGCAGCGUUUUCACCCUCCUCCUCCCAGUCGCAGGCGGCUCAGUCCAGCUCCAGCGAUGUGCCAGUGCAGAUCAGAGUGUCAGACGACUACAAAGUGAUCGAGGACUGCGCCGCGUUCUUCCUCGACUCGUUCUGGGAGCACAGCACCUCUAUGGGGCCCCAGACGUUUGACGCCGCACAGAAGCGAGAGCUGCUGGAGUGUCAGAGGCAGGACCUUCAAGAGAGGCUCGUGCCUUGCGGGGCCCUCGGCAACAACGGAAUGAUCCAGGCCUGCUGCGGCAUCGAGGUGUCUGUCGUUGAUAAGGAGGACAUCACCGUCCUGUCCAGGGAAAGGGGCGAGAACAUGCUCAAAGGCGGGCUGUCGGCCCUGGGCGGGCGAGCAAGGAACGAGCUGAGAAAAGCUCCUCUGAUCGAGGUUGCGAAUGCUGUUCUGCCGGAGAACUACGGGCUCAUCCCUGUCUUGUCAAACCUUGCGGUGAGCGAGAGGAGCCGAGGUAGCGGUCUGGGGCGGAGGCUCUGCCAGGAGUGCGAGAGCAUCGUGAAGAGUUGGGGUUUCCGAGAGAUUUUCUUGCUGGUAGAAGAACAAAAUGUUGCGGCACGAAAGUUGUACGAAUCCCUUGGUUAUCAGACUAUCUGGAAUCGUCCUGUAGACACCGUGAGAGUCUGCAAGCCCAAAUCUGAUGGGAGCUGUUUGGAGCUGAGGCCGAUCCCAACCAUCGCAAUGGUGAAACAGAUCUUUUAGAUGAGUUGCAGCCUUCGCGAGUGGACACUAGUAAACCUGAGCCAAGGCAAGAGUGGGAGGACACGUGAUGGCCUGGGAUGUUUUAAGUUCGAGCUGCCUUAGGGAAGUUGAGGUAUGGGAGCACUUGCGACAAUGUGAAGUGUUCCAGGAGAAACUCAUCUGCCCUCUUGGCUGCCUUCGAGGCAGAUCUGAACUUGUCACUGAUGUAGAUCUUCUCCCUGCCUUGCAUCAUGUGACGCAGGCUGCUGUUGAUAUAAACGCGGGGCUG
Molecule: messenger RNA, 1436 nt
Organism: Guillardia theta CCMP2712
Lineage: Eukaryota; Cryptophyceae; Pyrenomonadales; Geminigeraceae
Exons: 9
Coding region: 8-1168 (386 amino acids)
Molecular function (GO): acyltransferase activity, transferring groups other than amino-acyl groups; protein binding
Source: RefSeq, a predicted model, not a curated record